AUGAGCGAGAAGGAGUCGCGUGCUGUGGACUCCUUUUCGGAACUACCUUUCAUCCGGCCGGCGCCCAAGCUCGCCUCCUCCGGCAUCCGCCUCUUCGGCAUCCAAGUCCCUCGCCCGCCCUCCCCUGAAGAAGGCAGCGAGGAUGCAACUGCAGCUGCGCUGGCCACCAGCAAAGGUGGAGGAGAGAGUAGCGGCAGUAGUGGCGGAACAGCCGCCAGGAAGUUCGAGUGCCACUACUGUUGCCGCCAAUUCCCGACGUCGCAAGCGCUCGGUGGCCACCAGAAUGCCCACAAGCGGGAGCGCCAGCACGCGAAGCGCGUGAAUCUCCAUUCCGCCGUUCUGGCUGCCGCCUACCAGAACCAGGCCGCCGCUUUCUACCGCGGCCAUGGUCACCAUCUCUACGGCGGCCACGGCCACCAUCUCUACGGCGCCUUCUUCAACUCCCCGACCGGACGCUUCGCCCUAGAUUCCUCCGUCGCCGCUCCGAGGCACUACACUCCCUCGUGGCAUACGGCCGCCAGUAGCUUCUCCAGCCAUCGCACGUCCGAGUCGGUGGCGCACCCCAGCGACGGACAGUUGCCGGGCCUGUGGAGGGUUCCGGCCUCCUUAGGGUUGAUCCAUUGCGACUCCAGAGAGAAAAUUUUACCCACUCUAAGAAGAGAUCACCAGCAAUUAAUCACGGGAGUUGGCGGAGCCCCCGGCGACGACAGCACUUUUCCUUGUGCUAACGCUUCUCCUUCAGCCGACCAAUUUGUGCAGCAAACGAUGCCGAGUGUGAAGGAGAAGCUUGCCGAAUGA
Zingiber officinale is the source of this 798-nucleotide messenger RNA. RefSeq names its product zinc finger protein 8-like. Lineage: Eukaryota; Viridiplantae; Streptophyta; Magnoliopsida; Zingiberales; Zingiberaceae. Gene Ontology annotation, molecular function: DNA-binding transcription factor activity. The record is from RefSeq and is a predicted model, not a curated record. Bases 1 to 798 code for a protein of 265 amino acids. The transcript has 2 exons. Gene Ontology annotation, biological process: trichome differentiation; response to gibberellin; trichome morphogenesis.